Tachysurus fulvidraco (yellow catfish) is the source of this 667-nucleotide messenger RNA. It is a transcript of the gene c4h10orf53, whose product is annotated as chromosome 4 C10orf53 homolog. The record is from RefSeq and is a predicted model, not a curated record. The transcript is spliced from 3 exons. Lineage: Eukaryota; Metazoa; Chordata; Actinopteri; Siluriformes; Bagridae. Bases 140 to 427 code for a protein of 95 amino acids.
UGUUUUGUUGUCUCGUGACUUCCUGUUGCUAUGGAAACCGAACAGUAGCCGCACAGUCAAGGUGCGCUAAUGCUAAUUCGCUAGCGCAGUAUGGUGUGUUGUUUUGCGGGUUGGUCUGUAAAAACGGAGACUAUAAGAGAUGUCUACACUGGUCACUGUACGAUAUGGUCCUUAUGAAUCGUGUGGAGUUGUUAAUCACAAGACUUUCCGCUUAGAAGGCCUGCAAGCGGUUCUGAGAGACUGCGGCUACGUGUGUGUUCUUGAGGAAACGCCUGACUGGAACCAAGUGGAGGUGGUGGUUCAUGGAGAAAGAGUCUAUAAAUGCGACAUCAACAAACUGGAGUUUGGAGGUGAUGGGAGGCUUGAUCCACUGUGCCAAGAGGCCCUAGACGCAGUAAGGAAUGCAUUCCAACAACACCAAAUAUGAUGCACAUGUGGGCAUGUGGUAGCCUUGCGGUUAAGGUGUUGGGCUACCAAUCAUAAGGUUGUGAGUUCGAUCCCAGGACCACCAAACGCCACUGUUGGACCCCUGAGCAAGGCCCUUAACCCUGAAGUGCUCAGUUGUAUAAAAUGAGAUAAUGUAAUUCGCUCUGGAUAGUGGCGUAUGCUAAAUACUGUAAAUGCAUAUGAAUAUCCUAUAAUACUGAAUAAAAAGAUGAACAAAUUA